Molecule: messenger RNA, 1134 nt
Organism: Arachis duranensis
Lineage: Eukaryota; Viridiplantae; Streptophyta; Magnoliopsida; Fabales; Fabaceae
Exons: 2
Coding region: 1-1134 (377 amino acids)
Molecular function (GO): zinc ion binding
Source: RefSeq, a predicted model, not a curated record
AUGGUUUCACAAGAUCAUGCUCAGUUGGACUCAGACAUAAUUGCAGAUGUCAUUAGGCUGUUGGUCGAAGUAGACCCCUUGAUAAAGGUGAAGUCUAUUAUUGCAGAGGUUCAAGGAAGGUUCAACUACACUUCAUUCAGACAUUGCAAGCCAUUGGUGCAGGUUGAUGGCAUGCACCUGUACGGAAAAUAUAAAGGUGCACUUCUGGUAGCGGUUGCACAAGAUGGGAAUCAAAACAUUGUGCCUAUUGCAUUUGUGAUUGUCGAGGGCGAGACAACAGACGCAUGUGAGUUUUUCCUAACUAAUUUGCAGAGAUAUGUGGUUACCAUUGAUGGUGUGGGUAUUAUUUCUGACCGCUAUACCUCCAUCGACACUGCAAUAACUCGCAGUAACGGUGCAUGGUCACCACCAAGGGUGUGGCACAUGUACUGCAUCAAACACAUCAGGUCCAACUUCUUAAGGAGGUUCAAGGCUCCAUAUUUGAAUCAUCUCGUGGUGAACAUAGGUAUUUCAACUCGCUGUUAUGGUUCUAUUCAUAGUAAAUUUGUGGCAUCUGCUUAUGAUGAAAUGGUUUGUUCAACAGGCUAUUCUAGGACAGAGCAGGAGUACAACAAAAACUACCAAUGGCUUAAAGAGCGAGGUGAGGCAUAUACUCAAUGGUGCGGUGAGAUCGGUGUUGAGAGAUGGGUGUUGGCAUUCGAUGGUGGUCAUCGUUGGGGACAUAUAACGACAAACUUGGUAGAGUGCAUAAAUUCUGUCCUGAAGGGUGCACGCAACCUUCCUGUGACUGUCCUUGUUCGGUCAACUUUCUACCGGCUGUAUGAGUUGUUCACUCGGAAGAGUACCGAGGCUCAUGAGCGUCUCUGCAACGGAUUCACGAAUUCAGAAUUUGCAACGAAGAGAGUUGAAGAAAGCUUCCGACGUGCAGGAAACAUUGUGGUCAACUGGUUCGACAGGCGCAACGAGAUGUUUGAGGUUCGCGAAAUAAAAGAUGGUACCAUUUACACUGUUAACCUUGUGCAACAACACUGCGACUGUGGCCAUUUCCAGGUCGAGCGACUUCCAUGUUGCCACGUGCUUGCAUGUUGCGCCAACCAGCGUCUUCAUUGGCAAGUAUACGUGCACGAUGUGUAG